AUGGCGGCUCGUAAGCUGCUGUUCUCGAGCGCAAAACUCGGCAUUCGUAUACGUGAGCGCCUUCAUCUCGAGGACGUCUAUGAGGAUGACCACGAACUUCGUCUGGAACUGCUAACGUUGAAGGACGUGCGUCGGGCCAACGACCUAUUAGCACGGAACUAUGCGCGCUACAACAGCGACCUGGUGGCCAUGGUCGAGCACGGACGCCAGUGCUCCGAGUCGCUCAUCGAUGUUGCUCGCCUCCUGCGCGCUCGAGGUGAAGUCAUCUCCGAAGAAGAACUGAGUCAGGAGACUGUAGACAAGUACCUGUUCUCGCGGGAGCUGCGCGAAGUCCUCGUAACUGUCGGACGCACCGAACGCGAUGUCCACGAUGCAUUCUCGGCCUUCAGCCGAGCCGUAGAGCUCAACAUGAUCAAACCUCGACGAAAUUUCACCAAAUCCUACUGCUACGGCGAAUUUCGUCAGAAAAAGCUCCACUACAAGGACGUCAAACGAACAUUCAAAGCACAUCAGAAGAACGUCGACGAAGAGCCUGGUGCGGUGGAACGCUUCGAGCUCGCCGAAGCCAGAGCUGCCUACGAAGACGCAGAGAGUCAGCUGCGACGCUAUGCACAGCAGCUCGAGGUCGAAAACGAUGAAAGCAUGCGCCAAACCAUUGCGAACCUGGUGAUCCAGCACCACGCAGCGCUGGUGCGAGCCAUCAACGCCCUUGAGAAGAUCCUACCGCUCUGUCUUCGCCAUGCCGUGGAACGCGGGUCAUCGGUGCUGAACUCACCCAUGAAGCCGGGCAGCUUCUCACCGACGACAACGCAUAGUGUACUCGCGGACGCCGAAGGCAUAUCGACGCCACUCGAGACCACGGAGGCUACCACAACGGCCUUGUUUGUCGCACGUAUCUGGCUGCUGAUGUACCGGCUGCAAAGCGUUCAGAAAAAAGCGCUUCACACCGAAAACACUGCAGAGCUAGAAGCGCACACAUUGCGAACGUCGACGGACUCGGAGUCUUCCCAGCUCUUGGCGACUUUACAAGGUCGAGUCACCGGUUUGGAGGAUUCACUACGCCGUGAACGCACUCGCGCCUAUCAGCUUAUCGCAGAACUGCAACGCAAGCAGAAACGCCUCCAGCGCUUCAUGCUACUCUACUGGAGCAUGCUGGCAAGCCGUGUACAGCACCAGCGCCAUCGUGGUGCUGGUGCCGGUAGCGCUGCCACCAUCUCCGAGCGUUCGCCACUGGGGCAGCCGCUGCCGAUGACGAACGAGCCCGCAGCCGUGCAGCGCGUACGCCGACACCUCGCAGCGCUGUGCCUGCAGGCAGUCGCCUGGCAAGCCCUGUAUCGAAGACAGCAGCAGUCGCAGGCCUCGAAAGCGGACCUGUCCUGCCUGGUAGAGAGCGAACUCCUCCGCGACCUCGUUCGAUGCCGGGAACAAUGCAAUCGGACCUGGAGUCUGUUGCUGCGGGAACGGGAACGCCGUCACGCGUUCCGACUUAAGAUGCGCUGUCGACUGGGGCUGGUGCCCACGUGCGUUCGUUUCGAUCCGCUUGUACCGUCGACUGGUCGCUACCUUUUCGCUGCGCUUCAUCGAAGGGAUGCGGAUGAUGUGCUGAAGCAGCGAGGGCGCGUGGCGAUCGCUCUGGAUCGCGGCUCACUCAUGCUUCUGACCGAGGAAGCCGAGCUCGAGUACGAUUAUGUGCUUCACGGAGCGUCAUCACAGGCGCAAGUGGCGCUGGUUGUCGAGAGACUACUGAAGGCGGCGCAACCGGCGCCAGGGCAACGGUUGUUGUUUCUGGCCGCCAACCGUGAAGCGAACAUGUAUACAGCUCUGGGGACGAUGACUGCACCCGGCAUGCUCCAAAGAUGGAUACUGGAGUAUUUCCAGGGCGGGCAUUAUAUUCCACUCGUUUUCGAGGGCCGCGAAUACCACACGCCGAACAGCCUCUGCUUCGCCCUGGAGCGAUAUAUAGAGCGACACGCUUCGGAUCCGGUGUGCCUGCAGGUAACACCGGCCACUGUGCCUUCAUCGAGAGAUGCACUUUUUGUGCCGUUUGCUGCGGUUCUCUAUGAGGCCACCCCGCAAUAUUCUGGUGCUGAACUCCAGCGCUUUGCCCCGUUUGCCGCCUGCAUCGCAACGGUUGGCGAAUCGGAUAAGCGCGCGACGGAGGUCCUGCGAUUGGCGACAUCUGUUGCGGAGCAGGUGCACAAGCUGGCUACCACCGACACCGGCGAAGUCGCGCUGGAUACGAGUUUCAGCGACUGGACGAUACCGGAGCGCGCUCACGAGGCCGAGCUACGGACGCCAGAUGCUUUGGUUCGAACGAAGCAGGCCGCGUCGGAGACGACCCCGUUUCCGGAUGUGUUCCCCACCGAUGCAACCAGCAUCAUCGACGAUGGAGAACACGACUUUAAUGAGACGAGUUCACUGCUCCGAAGCUAUCUGUUUGGGUAG
Cyanidioschyzon merolae strain 10D is the source of this 2445-nucleotide messenger RNA. RefSeq lists its product as hypothetical. NCBI's taxonomy places the organism in Eukaryota, Rhodophyta, Bangiophyceae, Cyanidiales, Cyanidiaceae. The coding region runs from base 1 to 2445 and encodes 814 amino acids. The record is from RefSeq and is a predicted model, not a curated record. The transcript has a single exon.